This is a messenger RNA of Mytilus trossulus (common blue mussel), 876 nucleotides long. RefSeq lists its product as uncharacterized. The record is from RefSeq and is a predicted model, not a curated record. Lineage: Eukaryota; Metazoa; Mollusca; Bivalvia; Mytilida; Mytilidae. The transcript has a single exon. The coding region runs from base 1 to 876 and encodes 291 amino acids.
AUGUCUGGUGUUGAUGUAGACAGUGAUUCGACGGGUAGUAUUCCUGAUAGUAUGUACACCGCCGUGUCUGGUGUUGAUGUAGACAGUGAUUCGACGGGUAGUAUUCCUGAUAGUAUGUACACCACCGGGUCUGGUGUUGAUGUAGCCAGUGAUUCGACGGGUACUAUUCCUGAUAGUAUGUACACCGCCGGGUCUGGUGUUGAUGUAGACAGUGAUUCGACGGGUAGUAUUCCUGAUAGUAUGUGCACCGCCGGGUCUGGUGUUGUUGUAGACAGUGAUUCGACGGGUAGUAUUCCUGAUAGUAAGUACACCGCCGUGUCUGGUGUUGAUGUAGACAGUGAUUCGACGGGUAGUAUUCCUGAUAGUAUGUACACCGCCGUGUCUGGUGUUGAUGUAGACAGUGAUUCGACGGGUAGUAUUCCUGAUAGUAAGUACACCGCCGUGUCUGGUGUUGAUGUAGACAGUGAUUCGACGGGUAGUAUUCCUGAUAGUAUGUACACCGCCGUGUCUGGUGUUGAUGUAGACAGUGAUUCGACGGGUAGUAUUCCUGAUAGUAUGUACACCGCCGGGUCUGGUGUUGAUGUAGACAGUGAUUCGACGGGUAGUAUUCCUGAUAGUAUGUACACCGCCGGGUCUGGUGUUGAUGUGGGAAGUGAUUCGACGGGUAGUAUUCCUGAUAGUAUGUACACCGCCGGGUCUGGUGUUGAUGUAGACAGUGAUUCGACGGGUAGUAUUCCUGAUAGUAUGUACACCGCCAGGUCUGGUGUUGAUGUAGACAGUGAUUCGACGGGUAGUAUUCCUGAUAGUAUGUACACCGCCGUGUCUGGUGUUGAUGUAGACAGUGAUUCGACGGGUAGUAUUCCUGAUAGUAUGUAA